AUCUGUCGGCAGCGCAAAUUCUUUAUCCCCUUAUGCAAUGCGCGGAUAUAUUUUUCUUGAGGGCUGACGUGUGCCAGCUCGGUGUCGACCAGAGAAAAGUCAAUAUGCUAGCACGAGAAUAUUGUGAUCACUUAAAAAAAAAGCACAAGCCUGUUAUUCUCUCUCAUCAUAUGCUUUGCGGUCUUAAAGAAGGGAAAACUUAGUUUUUUAUAUACCUUUUUUUUUUAGUUUUUUUUCAAUAAUUACAGUGCUGACAUAUAUAUUCAUUGAACAAUAGGGCAAGCAAAGAUGUCCAAGUCUGAUCCAGAAUCUUCGAUAUUUAUGGAUGACAGCGAAGACGAUGUCGCACGGAAGAUCCGCCACGCUUAUUUUCCCUCUCCCGUGGAACUGUAUCGUCGAGGAUCUUCGAAGCAACCGCCUGAUCUGGACUCUUCAAACCCGUGUCUGGACUACCUUCAGUAUAUCAUCUUUUCCCAGCCAAAUGCUACCUUUACUGUUUUUUUUCAAGACUCGCCUGUUGUCUUCGAAAGCUUUGAGGCAGUGCGAGAGAAAAUUUUAACUGGAGUUAUUACGGAGGAAGUACUGAAAACCUCUCUAACGCACGCCAUAAACGCCUUGUUGCAACCAGUGAGGGACUACUUCCGGAAAAACGACCGUGCACGCUUCCUUUUAGAGAGCGUCAAGCAGUUUUGUGAGAAAAAGCCAACUGCACCUAGCAGUCCUAUCAUGGACAUUAAGCUCACUUGCUUAGUUAAGGCCACUGAUACACUCAUUGCUUUGGUCGUGGCGCCUUUCGCCCAAUCAGAUGUUACUUUGGCGGAUUGUGUCUCGCUGAUUCGCUUGCUUUUUGAAGCGACAACCAAUUAUCGUGUUGUUUUGUUAAUGCCGGAUUGGGGCUCUUUUUCUUUAAAUGCUUUAAAUGGCGAUAUAAAAGCGAUUCGGGCUUAUUAUAAAAUUUUUACUCGAGCCGUUAGUACCCUUUGCCCAAACGUUCUUUCUCGUGUGGAAGUAAUACUGCAAAGCGCACUAAUUCUUUCUAGCGCGGGCGAUUACUGGACUACUGCGAUCCAUAUUGGCAGAAAAGUGCCCCUCCAACGCCUCGUCGCUGUGAAUGGAGAAGAGAACAUGUGUGCGGGCUUCGUCGUGAGUGCUCUGCUUUUCGUUUGCGAUGUCUUCCAAUGCCGUGCGUCAGCGAUAUUUUGUUAUUCUGCGCUCUUGGAACGUCUUGCAACGUUGGCUACCUCUUUUGCUGAAGUUCAUUUAAAAGGCGUUUUGCUGCCUCCCAAAGUUGUCCAUAUUCCCAAAACUGAGUUGCCUUUAAGGCAUUUGCUUGAGGACUCCCCAUCUAACUCUGACAAUCGUAUUUCUCUAUUCGAUUCCGCCACUGAUGUCCACCGGAAGCUGAAGAGGUCCUUUUGCGAGCCUGGAAAUAUUAGCUUUUGCCCGCCCCUUCUGCUUCUGGAGCACGUCGUCUUGUUCUUAGAAAAACGUUUUUGUGUACAGCGCACACUGGAAAACGGUGGCGAUGUCCUUUAUACUAGCGCUCAACAAGCCUGGCAAGAUUAUGAGGAAUAUGCUUUGCAUCCCGGUGACUUGAAGCCUUCUAUAAUUACUUCUGUGAAUUCCAUUUUAGAACCCUUUCGGGCUCUAAUAAAAGAGAAUGAGUUUAAAAAAUUAGUGUUAUGUUACAAAAAUUGUAUUAAGAAGAUUGCCACUCAUUAAUUUUGGUUCUUUUU
This is a messenger RNA of Zophobas morio, 1736 nucleotides long. RefSeq lists its product as uncharacterized. The record is from RefSeq and is a predicted model, not a curated record. Gene Ontology annotation, biological process: tyrosyl-tRNA aminoacylation. Gene Ontology annotation, cellular component: cytoplasm. The transcript is spliced from 12 exons. The coding region runs from base 289 to 1722 and encodes 477 amino acids. Gene Ontology annotation, molecular function: tyrosine-tRNA ligase activity. NCBI's taxonomy places the organism in Eukaryota, Metazoa, Arthropoda, Insecta, Coleoptera, Tenebrionidae.